GUGAGACGCCCGCGCGCUCCCGGCCUCUCUGACACGACAUGCGCCGCGACGGGUACAGCUGGCGUGGCUAGCACAUGGAGCCUCAUCAGUGCCGCGUUGUUACACGUGCCGUUGGCAAUUCGUGGAACCUCCAGGCCAACGGGGCGUGCAUCCAGCCUCCCUCGCGAGAGAACCUGCCUCGCUGACAGAGUCCACCGCUCCGACUCCCGACGCCGCCCACGCCCACCCCCAAGAUGGCCAAGCUGGACGCCGACCUGGACCCACUUUGGCAGGAUCUCGACUGGGCCAUCGGGCAGAUGCUGAUUAUGGGAUGGGAUGGCACCGAGGUCACGCCCCAGAUCCGUAACCUGAUCGAGCAGCACCAUCUAGGCUCGAUACUGUUGACUGCGAAGAACCUCAAAUCUGCCCACCAGACGGCAAAGCUCGUCCAGGAGCUGCAAACCAUCGCCCACCAGGCCGGCCAUCCCCAGCCCCUGUUGAUCGCCCUGGACCAGGAGAACGGCGGCGUCAACAGCCUCUACGAUGAGGACUACAUCUGCCAGUUCCCGAGCGCCAUGGGCCAGGCCGCUGCCGGCAGUUCCGACCUGGCAUACAAGGUCGCCAAGGCCACAGCGACCGAAGUGUCGGCCGUCGGCGUCAACCUGGUUCUCGGCCCGGUGCUGGACGUGCUGACCAAUGCGCGCUACCAGCCACUCGGUGUCCGUGCCACUAGCGACGAUCCCCAGGAGGUCUCGCAGUACGGCAUCGCCGCCAUAAACGGCUACAAGGACGCCGGCGUGGCGACCUGCGGCAAGCACUUCCCCUCGUAUGGGAACUUGGACUUCCUCGGCUCCAGCUUGGACAUCCCUAUCAUCACCCAGACGCUCGAGGAGCUCUCCCUGAGCGCUCUCGUCCCCUUCCGCAAUGCCAUCGCCACCGGCAAGCUGGACGCCAUGUUUGUUGGUGGGUGCGGCAUCACGAACCCGUCCAUGAGCGUCAACCAUGCCUGUCUGUCCGAUCAGGUGGUCGACGACCUGCUCAGGAACGAGCUCGGCUUUCAGGGCGUCGCCAUCUCCGAGUGCCUGGAGAUGGAGGGCCUUCGAACCGAGAUCGGCGUCAAGACGGGCACGGUCAUGGCUGUCGAAGCCGGCUGCGACCUCGUGCUGCUCUGCCGCGCCUACGACGUACAGCUCGAGGCCAUCUCAGGCCUCAAGCUCGGGGUGGAGAACGAGCUCAUCACGAAGGAACGCAUUUAUACAUCCCUGAGGCGGGUCCUUCGCAUGAAGAAGUCGUGUACCUCCUGGCCGAAGGCCCUCAACCCUCCCGGGAUAUCUCUGCUGUCCAAGAUCCAUCCCAGCCAUCUGGCCCUCUCGUUGAAGGCCUACGAUGAUUCCAUCGCCGUCAUACGAGAUAACGAGAAGCUACUCCCGCUGACCAGCUCGAUGCACCAAGAAGAGGAGCUGCUGUUGCUGACCCCCUUGGUGAAGCCGCUGCCCGCGUCGUCCCUGACCAAGGCACUUCUCGAGGCGAAGAGUAGGUCCGAGACGCCGACAAUGCACGAAAAAUGGGCGCACCGCGAUCGCGGAGCCAUCAUGAGCGGCGAAGGCGUGUUCAGGGAGCUCGGAAGAUCUCUCGCUCGGGCCCGACACGGGAAGUUGCUCCACACCUCUUACACUGCGAAUGGGGUCAGGCCAGUGCAUGAAAACUUGAUCAACCGGGCCUCAUGCAUCAUCAUCGUGACGGCCGACGCCAACCGGAAUCUCUAUCAGGCGGGCUUCACGAAACAUGUCUCCAUGAUGUGCUCAAUGCUGAGAGCAAGCGGGCAAAAGAAGUCGCUCAUUGUGGUUUCCGUCAGCUCACCUUACGACUUUGCGAUGGACAAGUCAGUAGGGACCUACAUCUGCACCUUUGACUUCACCGAGACCGCCAUGGCUGCCCUCGUACGGGUGCUGUGCGGCAAGUUCAAGUCGCAGGGGACGUUGCCGGGCACGCUGAGGAAGAGCCGGAAGGCGGUCAAAUCUCGGCAGCACUGGCUUGUUGAGGCUUACGACCGAAACCGAGACGCCAGAGGACUGGACGACCUCCUGCAGUCCCUGGCCAGGGCGAGCGCACCCGCGCACCCGUUCCUCCAAACAACAUCAGCUCAUACGUUCGAGCUGUUUAACCCCAACAUCGAGGAGGCGCACUACGUGGUGCGCAACAGCAGCACGCAGGCUCUGUACGGGUUCUGCGCGACCUACUUCGUCGAAGGCACGGGAAUUCUCGGCGCGCUCUUCGUGGACCCGGCCAAGCGCAACGUGUCGAUCGGCAGAUCGCUGCACCGCAGAGCUUUGCGCGGGCUGACGCAGAAACGGGGCAUCAAGAAGGUGCAACUCGGCAUGCCCUUCCCCGGCGUCUUUCUCGGCAUCCCAGCCGAUGACAGCGCCGGGCUCAAGCAAUGGUUUGCCAACGGCGGCUGGGACCUCCAGUUCCCGCGGCGGCUGGCCAACAUGGCGAUCGGAACGCUCAGCAGCUGGAAGGCGCCCGAGGGCCUGCUGCAGAGCAUCCAGCGGGCCAACAUCAGCUUCGACCUCAUCCACGGCCUGGACAACGCCGACAGCGUGCUCCAUCACGUCAAGGCGCACUCCAACCCGGAGGUGCUCGAGCUGUACCGGUUCGCUCUGCAGGAGACAAAGACAUGCGGCGUCGUGCGGGCCAAGGGCCAUGCCGAAAGCCUGCUCGGAACAGUCAUCAUCUGCAGCCCCGGCAGUGCGCUGGCCGGCUCCAUUCCCCCCUUGCAGCCGUCCGCGUCCGAACACGACGACGAGCCGAUCGGGGGCAUCGUCGCGCCGAUCGUGGCGCCAUCGACGCCGCAGCAGGCGAACCUGGUGCUGCAGGGCCUGGCCCUGAUGGGCCUGCGGCAGAACAAGGCGCACAAGGCGGUCAGGAGCGUGCUGAGCUGGGUGCAGGACGACGCGUGCGAGCCGCUGCUCGCCAUGGGCUUCGAGGUGGUGCAGGCGUUUGAGGAGUUCACCAACUCGCCGGACAAUGUGAGUGUAUCUGUUGCCUUGCUUGCGAGUGCGCCGUUGAUGAUGGGAUGGUGGCUGACCUGUGUUGUCUCGCAGUGGCAAGAUUUGGCUUAGCUUCGUUGUUGACAUGGGAUGAACCCCCCAAGCAGGAGGUCCAGAAUGGGUAAGGUGACUUGAAAUUUAAGGGUUUUUAGGAUUGUUGAAUGUAUGCCGGAAUAUAUGAUUUGGUUGGCCUCCCCACAACCUCACGUUUAAGGUAUUCACUGCGGAUUAUUCCUUUAUCUUUUCCUCUUCAUGUCCACAGCUUGCCUGUCGAAGGGGCGUUGCAAUUGAAUCCACGAUUCCGUUCACAAGACCCCAAGAUACAACGGUAACUCCGGUAUCCGUUCCUGAACGAAGGUUAUCUGUGGACCCCGCAGGAGCUCCCAAAGUUCCC
Molecule: messenger RNA, 3423 nt
Organism: Thermothielavioides terrestris NRRL 8126
Lineage: Eukaryota; Fungi; Ascomycota; Sordariomycetes; Sordariales; Chaetomiaceae
Product: glycoside hydrolase family 3 protein
Exons: 4
Coding region: 234-3101 (955 amino acids)
Biological process (GO): peptidoglycan turnover; carbohydrate metabolic process
Molecular function (GO): hydrolase activity, hydrolyzing O-glycosyl compounds
Source: RefSeq, a predicted model, not a curated record